UGUCUACUCUUUGGCUCCACUGGGAUUUUGCAGCACGAUGGUUACUAUCCAUUACUUAUUACGCUGUAAAGACCAAGAUUUUGCUCAGUGAAAAAGCUGAAAGGUGAUGCCUGAAGCUCUGAUGACAUAAAGGUGGCCCUCUCCAGCUGUCACGUGAUCAGUUUCAGACCUCUCCUUGGUGGAGUCCCGUCUCUCUCCUGCUCCCAGCCCCUCUUCCCUUGCUCUGACUGUACCACAUGGUAUUCUGGUAAAUCUGUCAUUAACAUAACUGCUUGUUGUCAACAGUUGCCCCUCGCCGGUCUGGGGAAACCCUCCCCCGGCAGAAGAAAAGAGUGACGUGAGCCUGACUUGCAAUGUGAAUUCCAACCCUCAAGCUCACAUGGUUUGGUAUAAAGACAACAGCAGCCUGAGCCUGGAGAAAGGUCGCUACCAGAUACACCAGACUAGCGAGGUCUUCCAGCUGACUAUCAAGAAAGUACAGAAAUCUGACAACGGAACAUACACUUGUGAGGCUACCUCUGUUCUCGGAAGGGAGACGAAGGAGUUCCACCUGACAGUAACAGAUAAAAAGCCACCGUUUCCCCUGGAGGCCAUUAUUGCUGCUGUCGUGGUGGUUUUACUUACUAUAAUUUUUGGAAUUGUGGCUCGAUGGGAAAAAAUAUUUAAGUGCUUCAAAAAGGGAAAAGAAACACCAAGUGGAACAGCUCUGUGAAGAAAUCCUGAGGCUACUGCGUGUGUCUAAGAAAAGCCACCUGUACGAGGACUUACGCCCUUGCGUUAAGCCAUGGGAUUAGCCACCGUGCACUGCAACCAUUACUCUAGUUCUUAUAGCUCCUUCUCUAUUUAUUGUCAUUUCACACAAUGAUCCUUUCCAAAUGGUUCUUUCUGUAUGUUGAUUAUCACCUACUGCUUUGAACAUUCAUGCGGGAGGGGGAAAAGAAGAGGACUACGUAGCUUGGGUUUGGUCUAGCGCCAUCUUUAUCCCUAAAGGAUGUUUGCAUGGAAUCAGGAUCAUUAUUUUUUAGGAGUCUGUUCCUGUUGAUUAGGCCGCAGUGGUCAUAACAACGAGUUACCUUACCGGGUGAUGCUUCCUUGUUACCCGUUAAAUGGUGGCCUUGCCAGGCUGGAGUAACCCCAUGCCCGACGUACAGUGCCGUACGGAUGCUGGGCCCACUAGGCUGGAGCAGCCCCUCCCCCUCCGGCACUCCAGCUUGGCCAGGCCUCCUACCCGCCCCUGUUGAAACGGUUAACCCUAAUGUUUAACCAGCUGACAGAUUACACACGAUUUUACAUCCCUAGUGGCCACGAGGGGCUACGCCGUCACAACCAGGGCAGUUUGACGUCGCGUGUACAAAUCCCAGUAGUGGUUAAUCCCUUAAAAAAGGGAAGCCUCAGGGACCGAACUAAACCGCUUGGAUGCUGGUUUAGCUCCCUCCACGGCCCACUGUGUGCAAAAGUCAUUGAAGGGGUCUCGGUUCAUGCCUAUCAGCACAAUCGGCAGACCCCUCCGAAAGGCAAAGGCCUCCAGAGCAUCCUCAGCCCCACAUGAGGCCCCUUCCAGCCAGUGUGGAGGUGUUCUGGUAGUCCUGUCAAUGAAGCCAGCACUGCUACUGCUUUUACUGCACCCCUUUGUAUGGCACGGUGGGUAUCAGGGCCUGCAGCUCUCACUCUAGCAUCUUUCACAAAGAGUGUGUUAAAAUAAACUCUAGUUUUCGAGUCAGUUCUCCAGUAGUAACGUUGAGGGCUCAUCUCCCCUCUCUUCGCUGAUUAUGAUAAACCAGCAGACCAUUUGUCACAAGACUGCAGCAAACUUUUAGACACUGCUCACAGUUUGACUCUGUACAUUGCUGAAAUUGUCAACAUACCCCAUGUGCUAUGAAUGAAUUCCCGUCUCUCAAGGGCAAAUACUCUUCUCAGACAGCGGAAGGUGCUGUUCCUAAACGGGAAAGAGCAUCUCAACCCUUGUAAAAUUGAACCUGUUCUUGACUGACAAAGUGACACGAGUCCUACCAAUGUAACAUUAACUAGCUUCCAGGGAACAUUACAGCAUAACAACUUUAGUCCAAACAAAUGCUCUU
Messenger RNA from Pelodiscus sinensis (Chinese soft-shelled turtle), 2078 nucleotides. The record is from RefSeq and is a predicted model, not a curated record. Lineage: Eukaryota; Metazoa; Chordata; Testudines; Trionychidae.